CCAGUCUCCUCGAACUCGCCCAUCUUUUUCCAACACUUCUGUUUCUCAUUUGGAAAGCACAUCAUCGAGUCAUUGAGCAACAAUGGGUCGAAUCAACCAAUUCUUGAGCGCUGGCCUCGCCCUGUUGGCGACAGCAUCUGCUUCGGCGGUCAUUGACCUUGAUCCGAAGAAUUUCGAUGAUGUCGUCCUCAAAUCCGGCAAGCCCGCCCUCGUCGAGUUCUUCGCCCCCUGGUGCGGACACUGCAAAACUCUCGCCCCCAUCUACGAAGAGCUGGCGAGCGGCUUCGAGUUUGCCAAAGAUCGCCUCGUCAUUGGCAAAGUCGACGCCGACGCGGAGAAGACUCUGGGCAACCGGUAUGAGAUCUCCGGCUUUCCGACGCUGAAGUGGUUUGAUGGCAAGAGCGAUACCCCGGAGGACUACAGGAGUGGACGUGAUUUGGAGAGCCUGACGGCCUUCAUCUCCGAGAAGACGGGCAUCAAGCCGAAGGCCAAGAAGGCUGAGCCUAGCGCGGUGGAGAUGUUGACGGACUCGACGUUCAAGGAGCAGAUUGGUGGGGAUGCGGAUGCCUUCGUGGCUUUUACUGCCCCGUGGUGUGGACACUGCAAGACCCUCGCGCCAACGUGGGAGUCCCUCGCAGCCGACUUUGCGCCGGAAAAGAACGUCCUCAUCGCCAAAGUCGACUGCGAGGCACCCAACGCCAAGGCCACAGCGGAAGAAGCGGGCGUCACCAGCUACCCGACGAUCAAGUACUACCCCAAGGGUUCCAAGGAAGCCGUGGAUUACACCGGCGGCCGAUCGCCGCAGGAUCUAUUCAAGUUCAUCAACGAGAAGGCCGGCACGCACCGUGUGGUCGGUGGUGGGCUGGAUGCUCUUGCCGGCACCAUCCCGUCGCUUGAUGAGAUCGUUCUGACGCUCAAGACGGGCGGCGAGGAGGCGUACAAGAAGCUGGAAGCCGCGGCUGCUGCUCUCCAGGGCAAAUACGCCGAGUACUAUGCCAAAGUGGCCAAGAAGGCGGAGCAGAAUGCAGAGUAUGUGGAGAAGGAAUCGAAGAGGUUGCAGGGAUUGCUGAAGAAGGGUGGGCUGGUGCGGGAGAAGGAGGAUGAUUUGAUCAGCCGGAGUAACAUCUUGGCCAAGUUCAAGGGCGACAUCCUUGGUAAGGAUGAGCUCUAGAUGGCAGUGGAUGUAUGAUGGGUGGGCAUGAACGGGGGACGUGCAAGUAAAUUGUGGCAGCAGUGAAUGAUGACGGUGUUUGUGUCGCACGAGCAUCCUUUGAACUGCAGUGAAUGAAAUGUGUUGCGGUGAAAAGAAGCCCUUUCUGCCUGAGGCUGCUUCUUGGCAAAGCCAGGGCACCAAUCGGAGGAGCCCCACCCACAACCCUCGCCCGUCGAGCGUUUGUUU
Molecule: messenger RNA, 1399 nt
Organism: Neohortaea acidophila
Lineage: Eukaryota; Fungi; Ascomycota; Dothideomycetes; Mycosphaerellales; Teratosphaeriaceae
Product: thioredoxin-like protein
Exons: 3
Coding region: 83-1171 (362 amino acids)
Biological process (GO): protein folding
Cellular component (GO): endoplasmic reticulum
Molecular function (GO): protein disulfide isomerase activity
Source: RefSeq, a predicted model, not a curated record